CGCACGGGUGACUCUGCCCCUUUCGGUAUCGGGUGCAGUGAGAGGGAGCGUCGUCGUUCGUGAAGAAGGUCGGCCUUGCCCAUUUGCUACCGCCAAGAUGUCCAAAUCUGAGGGAUCGUCUGAUUAUGGGUGCGAUCUGUCGCCUAACGCAUCCCCCAAGGAACCUGAACAACUGCGAAAACUGUUUAUUGGUGGCCUGAGUUUUGAGACAACAGAUGAGAGCCUUCGCAAUCAUUUUGAGCAAUGGGGCACACUUACAGAUUGUGUGGUAAUGAGAGACCCAAAUACUAAGCGCUCCAGGGGGUUUGGAUUUGUCACUUACUCAACAGUGGAAGAGGUUGAUGCUGCCAUGAAUGCCAGACCACACAAGGUUGAUGGGAGAGUUGUUGAACCAAAGAGAGCAGUAUCUAGAGAGGACUCCCAGAGACCUGGAGCACAUUUGACAGUGAAGAAAAUCUUUGUUGGGGGGAUUAAGGAAGAUACAGAGGAACACCAUUUGAGGGACUACUUCGAACAGUAUGGCAAAAUAGAAGUUAUAGAGAUAAUGACUGAUCGUGGCAGUGGCAAAAAGAGGGGGUUUGCCUUCGUUACUUUUGAUGAUCAUGACUCUGUGGACAAGAUUGUCAUUCAGAAAUACCAUACUGUAAAUGGACAUAAUUGUGAAGUCCGAAAGGCUUUGUCAAAACAGGAAAUGGCCAGUGCCUCUUCCAGUCAGCGAGGUCGCAGUAGCUCUGGAAGUUUUGGCAGUGGACGUGGAGGUGGAUUUGGCGGUGGUGACAAUUUCAGCCGUGGUAGCAAUUUUGGAAGCCGUGGUGGGUUUGGUAGCCGCAGCGGUGGCGGCAGUGGCGGUGGAGGAGGAGGAUACGGGGGCAGCGGAGAUGGUUAUAAUGGGUUUGGCAAUGAUGGUUAUGGAGGCAGUGGCCCUGGAUAUUCUGGAGGAAGCCGGGGUUAUGGUGGCAGUGGAAGCUAUGAUGGAUACAACAACGGCGGGGGCGGCUUUGGUGGUGGCAGUGGGGGAAGCAACUUUGGAGGUGGAGGAAGCUACAAUGAUUUUGGCAGUUACAGCAGUCAGUCUUCAAAUUUUGGGCCCAUGAAAGGAGGAAACUUUGGAGGGAGGAGCUCUGGCCCUUAUGGUGGAAGUGGUGGUGGCUAUGGGGGCUCUGGUAGUGGCAGUAGCUAUGGUGGUGGAAGGCGGUUUUAAUUCCUAGGAAACAAAGCUUAGCAGGAGAGGAGAGCCAGAGAAGUGACAGGGAAGCUACAGGUUACCACAGUUGUGAACUCAGCCAAACAGAGUUGUGGCAGGGUAGAACUGCCUCAUGAAGACAUGUGUUAGACAAGCGCUUGUUUGCAAACAUCAGGACUGUAUUUGUGACUAACUGUGUAUAACAGGAUAUUUUAGUUUUUGUGUUCUGUGGAAAGUGCAAAGCAUUCCAACCAGGGGUUUUAUGUAGAUUUUUUUUUCCACACCCAUGCUGUUGACUGCAAACUGUAAUAGACUGAUCAUGACGCUAAAUAAAUGUGUCUUUUUUUUUAAAGUGUGCUGUGUAAAGUUAGUUUACUAUAAGUUAAUGUACAUUGAUUUUCACUAAAUGGAAAAGAUUAGUGAAGAGUCAAAUAGCAGAGAAUGAUUCUCAGAAUGCCAAGGAAUCUUUAUAUUCAAAGCCAAAUAUAUUGAUUUUGUGUUUAGCUUCAUGAAAAACAAAUUUGCAGAAAUUUCCUCAAUGAAGGACCACUUCCAAAAUGUAUUCCUUAUUUAAGUAAGGACAUCAUCUUGGUAGUUUGACAAUUGUUCUUUACUGUUUGCUUUUUCAGCUCAUGUCUUCCCUUUUUUUCUGGUUGAGUUUAAAGAGUGCCAGUGACUGAGGCAGAUUUUAUAUGCUGAAUUAAAGACAAAAAGUUUUGGCCAUAUCAGCAUAUAGGCAUAGCAGCUCAAUUUAACAAGGAGCUUGAAAUGGGACAUUUGGCAAAUACGUCACUACUAGAGCCUGCUAUGCUUACAAUAUCUCUAGGCAGUUAUUCAGUUAGACCUAAGUCGCUCCAAAUACAGCAUCAACAUUUUAUCUGUACUAUAGAAAUUUCAAUUUCUUGGGCUUGACAGCAAGAGAACCAGUCAACUGUCAUAAGCUGUGAAAUUUCCCAUAACUGGGAUGUUGAUACCAGAUUGCUUUGGCUCACUUGCAGUCUCAUUUUUAUAAUAAAAAAUAGGAAACAGAUUUCCCACUGAAGAGACUAACAAAAUACAUGACUUUUAAUCCACUACUAGCUGAAUGCAUAAAUUAAUAUUUCAAAUGUUAACAUUUGCUAAAAUUAAUAAGAUGCAGAUGGACAGCAAACAAAUUUAAUAAAAUGGAUAAAAGUAUUCCAACUAGUGGUGGUGGUGGAUGGUCACAAGAUUGUGCAGGGUAGUUCAUAUAAUUGAUAUCUGUUAGGCAAAAGUUUUAUUACAAAUCUAUUGGUCUAAAUUAAAAUUUCACAGUGCUCUCUUCUCAAAAGUAGACUAGAUUUUGUAUUGAGUUCUACCAUGAGGAAAAUAGUGUGAAUCUUAUUAUGGCACUCUUAAGCUAAUUUUGUGGUAUUAAAAGUGCUACUAGUUUGUUACUUGAGGCACUUGAAGUAACCUAAUUAUCCCCAAAUUGGUACAUUUCUGUGAGGGAGCCAAAAAGGUUCUCAUCUCUGAUAAAGUUCAGUUGCAUUUUGAAACUCCAGAAAUAAAUUGUUUCUAUUUUAUGAAAUACAUUUCAUGUAUUUCCCCACUUAAUGCAACUCCUACCAUACAAAAUGGGUACACCGGCUCCUAUUUUCUGGUUUUCCAUUAAACAAUAGUAGUAUGUUUCUGUUCCAUGAGAUGGAUGUAGAAAUGUACUUAAAAAUUGGAGGGGUAUAGCUAAUGUCAUGGAAUUGCAUUAUACUUUGGGCAAUCAAUCUUCUGUCAGAUCUGAAUACACCUGUAGCAUUUCUAUCUUAGUGUCUUACAAAAUAAGACAAAUGUGUGCUUAAAUAUGUUAAUGAUUGCAAUGGUGCUUGUAUGUGGUGUGUAUACAAGUGUAUUUAUAUAUAAAACUUCUGAUAAGUGACUGGCUUAAUUUAGAAUGCAAAAUUAACAGUCCUGAUGGGUUUUUCCAUGGCUGAGUUUGCAGUAGCAGGUGGAUCCUGACAAGACCUCAGGAUUCAUGAAAUAAUACUCGUUUUUGGCAUGGUAGCAUAACCACAACAAAGGAGAGCACACCAGGACCCGAAAACUAAGUAGCAUUACAAAACCGGGAGGCAUGCAGAUGUUUGAGCUACUAGGAACGGCUAGCAAGCAUAGCUCCGAAUGGCUUCCAGAUCAGACGCUACUACAGCUGAGAGUAGACACGUGUUUUGAGUCAAGUGGACAGAUAAGCCAGGUGCAGGCUUCUGCUGACUAGAAGGGAGUACUCAGUGACCAUCGGAAGGAGUCAGACGAGAGUAAGGAUCCUUCCUCUUAGGACUAGCAGAAGGAAGGAAAGGUUAUAUUACUGUACUGGUAGGUAAGAACAGAUUUUACUUACGUCCUAUACAGUUUUGUUAUCCUACUAAACUUUCUCCAAGACUGAGUUUACCUUGUAAAUACCAGUCUAGCUAUCUUUUAAUUCACCCAGUGCUGUAAUAUGCAAGCAGUAGAUGGAUAGAACGUUACUAAUUAUAUAUUUUACUGUCACAGGCCUGGCAACAUCGUUAAUGAAAUGUACUUUAAUAAAACAAUGCUUUUUCCAUCCCUCUUUGUGUGGCCUUGUUGACUUAAAACAAUUUUAGCAUAACACAGUGCACUGGCUGUGCUGCUAUAAAGGCAGAGGAAUUUGUGGGGGUGGGUGGGAAUGCUUAUAUAAAGUAUGAAUAGGGAUUAAGUAUGGGCAGCAUUUAAUUUUUCU
Molecule: messenger RNA, 3890 nt
Organism: Notechis scutatus (mainland tiger snake)
Lineage: Eukaryota; Metazoa; Chordata; Lepidosauria; Squamata; Elapidae
Gene: HNRNPA1
Product: heterogeneous nuclear ribonucleoprotein A1
Biological process (GO): mRNA splicing, via spliceosome
Cellular component (GO): catalytic step 2 spliceosome
Molecular function (GO): mRNA 3'-UTR binding
Source: RefSeq, a predicted model, not a curated record